Molecule: messenger RNA, 1614 nt
Organism: Entrophospora candida
Lineage: Eukaryota; Fungi; Glomeromycota; Glomeromycetes; Entrophosporales; Entrophosporaceae
Source: the annotation of a GenBank genome assembly
AUGAAAAAACUUGGCGUUUUAUUCGUAAAUACUGGUGAAAAAGGAAAAACUGGUAUUAAAGGACUUAACAAUACGAUAAUGCAAUUACGUAAAAUUUGUAAUCAUCCAUUUGUAUUUGAAGAAGUGGAAAAAGAUGUCAAUCCAUAUUUAAAUAAUGAUCUUCUGUAUCGUGCUUCUGGCAAAUUUGAAUUAUUAGAUAGGAUUUUACCAAAAUUCUACAAGACUAAUCAUAGAGCUGAGGAUAGAUCAGAAUUAUUGAAAAAAUUUAAUGCGCCAGAUUCACCAUAUUUUAUAUUUUUAUUAAGUACAAGAGCUGGUGGGCUUGGUCUUAAUUUACAAUCGGCUGAUACCGUUGUGAUAUUUGAUUCUGAUUGGAAUCCACAUCAAGAUUUACAAGCUCAAGAUCGUGCACAUCGUAUUGGACAAACUAGAGAAGUUAGAAUAUUAAGACUCAUAUCACAAAAGUCCAUUGAAGAAACAAUUUUAGCUAGAGCUCAAUUUAAACUUGAUAUUGAUGGUAAGGUAAUUCAGGCUGGUAAAUUUGAUAAUAAAAGUACGGCUGAAGAACGUGAGGCCUUUCUGAACGAAGAGAGAGAAUGGUAUUUAAAAGGUGGUGAAGGGAAGAAACCCGAGAGAUUGAUAGAGGAAAACGAAUUGCCGUCUGUUUAUAUGAAAGAUUAUGAAACUAUUAUAAAUUAUGGCGAUGAUGAUAAUAUUGAGUAUGGUCGCGGUCAAAGAGUUAGAGGAAAUGUUCAUUAUGAUGAUGGAUUAACAGAAGAUCAAUGGGCACUCGAGGAUGAAGAAAUUGAACUCGAUGAUCUGAUUGCUAAGAAACAAGCAACUAAAAAAAGAAGAUUAGAAAAGAAAGUUAAAAGAACGAUAACGCAACAACCAGAAGAAGAACCAUCUCAACAAGGAAGUACAUCAAAGCCUAAUGUUGUCUAUUCAGAUGAGAUGAUGGUUGUUGACAACAUGUCAGAUUCAAAGAAAAAAAGGGGAAGGCCACGUAAAGAUGAAUCAUUAUCUUUUGAUAAGAUCAGCCACAACAACAAUAAUUCCGAUUUGACAUUACACAAAUUAAUUAAAAAGAAGGGGAAAGCAAAAAGAGAGUUUGGUGGUUAUGAUGAACAGACAAAUGAUGAAACAUUUUCUGAACAAACUAAAAAAAAGAGGAAAAUAUCUAAAAAGAAGAAUGAGGAAAUUCUUGACGACGUACCACCACAAAAUCGUGAAAAAAUGAGAAAAAUAUUUAUAGAAUGUUAUUCAGAAGUAGAUAAUUUGAUGGAUGUAUCCAAUGGUGAACCACGUCAUAGAGCAUAUCUUUUCCUUACACUUCCAAAAAUAAGAGAUUAUCCAUUAUACUAUCAAAUCAUCACAAAUCCUAUAGCUAUGGACACUAUUAAAAAAAGAUUAAAAGGAAUUUAUUACAAAACAGUACAACAGUUUAAAGAGGAUUGGCAUCUAAUGUUUAAUAAUGCUAGAGCUUUUAACGAAGAAGGAUCACAAAUUUAUAAUGAUGCUGAUAAGAUGCAGGAGGUACUUGAUAAAAAACUUGAAGAACUUUGUCCAGGUGGUGAAUUACCAAAAACUUCUACUGAUGACAUGAUCUUAUAG